AUGCUGAGCAUCAUUCGGCUGGAGCUGACGGUAUCGGCACUCCAUCAAAAGAAAGAAAUCCAAACUGAUCGACUGCCGUCCGGCGAAGAAGUUGGUACCGUUGUGGCACCUGUAACCAAUAAGUCGGCGAAGCGUUCGACGGGGAAAGACGACGGCAGUAUGCGCGGUGUGAAGAAAACCCACAAGGACAAUGGCAAAGCAUUAGCUUUCGAGUAG
This is a messenger RNA of Phytophthora nicotianae INRA-310, 216 nucleotides long. RefSeq lists its product as hypothetical. Bases 1 to 216 code for a protein of 71 amino acids. Lineage: Eukaryota; Oomycota; Peronosporomycetes; Peronosporales; Peronosporaceae. The record is from RefSeq and is a predicted model, not a curated record. The transcript has a single exon.